Molecule: messenger RNA, 3081 nt
Organism: Closterium sp. Naga37s-1
Lineage: Eukaryota; Viridiplantae; Streptophyta; Zygnematophyceae; Desmidiales; Closteriaceae
Source: the annotation of a GenBank genome assembly
AUGCCUUUCACCCCUUCCCCUUCGCUCUACCCUCCUCUAUCCUCCAUCCAACUCCUCGUAUCUGUCUCCCUUCAACCCCCACCCCCCCACGCUGCUCUCGCCUUCCCCCCACUCUGGCACCGGCAGCAGGCAUCGCUGGUGACCCAUGCUGCCCUGCCCCACACGGAUCUUCACACGGAGGGGCCGGAGCAGGGACGAGUGUGCGAGGGAGAGAAGAGCGUUUGCAAGCAGAGCAGAGCAAGGGGCGCACACCCGUUGCUUGUGUGCUCUGCUUGUGCCACCUGCAAGCAGAGCAAGGGACGCCAUGCCACGUUCCUGCCACACACUCACCAUCGACUUCUCUCACACCACCCCAUCCACCUCUCCCCUCUCCAUCCAUCCUUUCUCACCCCCCCUGCAUUCCCCAUACAAUACCUCCUCCAGACCCCCACACCAGGGCUGUCAACAGUAGCAGCAGCAGAAGCAGCAGCGCCUGCUGCAGAUUUUGAGCUGCCCUGGCCGGAGGACUCCAUGGCGCUGUGCCUUGUCGGGCAGCUGCGAACGUUUGAGCUGACCGGGCCAUCCAUAGCGGCGAAUCUGGUGGGGGUUGAGGGGUACGGGCAGGCAGACGUGUUUGUGGUGACGCCCCUCGAUGAGAACUCCGCCAAGCUCCUCGCCCUCAGGGGGAUGGGGUGGGCGGAGGGGGCGCAGGGAGCCGGGGGAGCCAGGGAAGAAAACGUCACGCAGCAAGGGGAGGCGGGGAGAGGGGGAGGAGGAGGAUUGGGAGGCCCAAGGCUGGUGUCAGUGCGGGUGUUUCCGGACUUCAACGUGAACGAGGCGCUGUACCCCACACACGCGCUCAAGGGGCUGGAGAACGGGCCACAGGGGCUGCUGCAGCAGUUUAGCAUGGAAGCCAUGUGCGCCAACGACAUCGCUCACAGAGAACGCCGCUACAGCCGCCGCUACAGGUGGCUCAUGAAGGCCCGCCCAGAUUCUUUUUGGGCGGCGCCGCCCGCGCCGCUGGGUGGCUUGGAGUAUCGGAGCUUGACGGCGCCGCCCGGGUUGGAUUUUGGUGGGGUGAAUGACAGGCUGGCGGUGGUGCCGCGGGCGGCGGGCCGGGCGGCGUUUGCUCGGCUGCACAUGCUGGGGGCUGUGAGCGAGGGCGGCGGCGAAGCUGGCAAUUGCUCAUCACUCCUCAACCCGUCUCUCUCUGCUGCAUCCGUGCCCACCACUCACUGCAGGCGAGUGAACGCAGAGACGGUGUACGCGCGCAUGCUGCAGCGCCUGAACGUGUCGGUCACGCGCGCGCACUUCCCCUUCUGCCUCGUGUCACACCACCAGUUCUUCAAAAUGCUCGCCCUCCCCAACCUCCGCAACCGCCGCGGCGGCGACUACUGCCGCCCCUGCCAGCACGAGCCGCCGCCCAACCCGUUCUGCGAGCAGACGGGGCCGUGGGCGGCGGACUGGGCGGCGCAGUUCGACCAGCAUGUGCCAAAGCGGCUGGCGGCGGGGCGGUGGGCGGUGAUGGCGGCGGUGGAGGGCGGCAGAGAGGGGUGUGAGGCGCAGGUGGCACAGGUGGGUGGGGGUCAUGGGCAGAGGUGGGUGGGGUUGACUUGUGUGGGAGAUAGUUCACAUGCUCACAUGCUCACAUGCUCACAUGCAUCCCUCCCUCCCUCCCUCCCUCCCUCCCUCCCUCCCUCCCUCCCUCCCUACCUCCCUCCCUACCUCCCUCCCUACCUCCUCAUCUCUCAUGCUUUCCCUCCACCAUUUCGCAUAUCCCCCCCUCUUCAUCCCCUACUUUCCUUACCUCAGCUCUCUCUCGAGGUUCGGCGCCGAACCAACCCAUCAGCCUCGUUGACAGCCCCACCGGCUCGCCGUGCUCUCCUCACCCCGCAACAACAACAACAACAACAAGAACAGCAAGCAUUAGCCUCUAACCGGCCAGGCCAAACCUCCCUGUGGCAGCACCUGCUGGGGCGGCUGGGAGGGAGGCCAGUUGCGAGUGGGCAAGAGCAAGGCGGGAAGGAAGAGGAGACAGCAGCAGCAGCAGCAGCAGCAGAGGAGGAGGCAGCAGAGGUGGCGUGGCGGGAGGCAGUGAGGAGGGAGGGGUGGCGGGCGCCAGUACCAGCAGUGCUGUGUGUGCGGCAUGGGCUGGGGAAGGCAACGGUGUUUGGGGCAUUUGGCACAGGGCGCUCUGGCAGCUGGUCCGCCUUCCUGACUUACCUCUACGCUUUCAACCACAGCAUCGCUGUGUCCCUGCCUGCCACACCGCCCUCCGCCGACCUCCUCUGGGACGCCCACCUGCUUUCCGCCCUGCCCUCCAUGCGCCUCCUAAUGCUGCCACCCCCCCCCGCCCAAGCUUCCGACGCUGCCGCCCAGCAGCAGUCAGCAGUGGGCGGCAGGGAGGUGGGUGCACAGUACAAGGCGGCCUUUGAAGCAGCGGUGAGGCGGAUAAAGGCGAAGGAGGAGGUGUUGGGGCGGGGGGGUGCUGCUGUGGAUGCGGACCAUGUGCUCCGGGCUGCAGGGGCGUCCAAGCACGUGGACCUCAUUCGAGUGGGAGCGGGGCGCCUACCAGACCUGCAAGUGCUGCUAUCCCGCGGCCUGAGCACGUGCCAGCUGCUGGUGGACGUGGAGGGUGCGGGGGAGGGCGUGCUGGCGCAGCUCAGGGGCAGGGGUGGGAUGGGCGGGGAGGGGGUUGUGGAGGGUGGCGGUGAGCGGAGCGCUGAUGGAGGAAGGGUUGGGGGGAGGAUGGGGGGAAUGGGGGGGAUGGGUGGGAUGGGAGGGAGGCGGUUGCAGCAAGUGGGGCAAGGGGCGCUGCAAGGGGAGGGGCAAGAGGGCGAGCAUGGGGUAGAUCAAGGAGGGGCAGAUGCGAGCAAAGAGCCGGAGGAGCUGGAUGCGUUCUUGGUGCCGGAUGACCCGCUCUUAGCUAAGUGGCGGGGGGAGGCGGAGCUGGGGGAGGUGCAGCGGUGGCUGUCAGGGAGGUCAUUCCAUCUGGACCGGUGUGUGUCGGGGAACGAGGAGAGGGUGGGGCGAUGUACCUUCUUCUCCCUCACACAUUGCCACGCCCCCGUUACUGCCCCUCAACAAACAACCGGUAGAUAG